Molecule: messenger RNA, 1116 nt
Organism: Spea bombifrons (plains spadefoot toad)
Lineage: Eukaryota; Metazoa; Chordata; Amphibia; Anura; Pelobatidae
Gene: CCDC28B
Product: coiled-coil domain containing 28B
Exons: 6
Coding region: 169-738 (189 amino acids)
Source: RefSeq, a predicted model, not a curated record
AUGUGAUGGAUAGGAGGGGCAAUGUGACAAAAGGGAAUGGUGGAAUGGUCACUAUGAAGAGGAGCUGUGGUGCUGAAGGCGCAGCAGAGGACGGAGCGGAGUAGUGGCUGGGGACAGCCGGUGUCCUGUCUGCAAAUCUCCUCUGUCAGAUACAUCAGUUGGGGAAAAAUGGAGGACAAGAGGAAGAAGAGGAGUCCCAAAGUAUGUGUGACCCAAACUUUACCCUCCGGAUCCUUGCGCAAAAUGUCUGCUCCUCCCAGUAAGAGCGCCACCUUCAGCCUGGGGAUCCCUCAUCCUCCCUCCCCAAAACAGAAAAACAAAAUCAAGAGGGUGAUAAAGGAGCGUUUACGACCAUCUGCUGCUUGUGAAGGAGUGACACCAGGGCCCAGCCUACAGCACUCAUUCCUGACAGAUGUAUCACAUGUGUGCGAGAUGGAAGGAGGUCUCCUGAGUCUUCUCAAUGACUUUCACUCUGGGAAACUACAAGCAUUUGGCCAGGUGUGUUCUUUUGAACAGCUGGAACGAGUACGAGAGAUGCAGGAACAGCUGGCACGACUCCAUUUCAGUCUAGACAUCUGUUCAGAGGAGCUAAGAGAGGACACCCAUGCAGAGCGUAACCUGGAGCAACUCCUCAAUAAUCUUGAAGAGCUGAGUAAUUCAAUACAAAAGCUAAAUUUGGCUGAAAACCAGGAGACACCGCCUUCCCCUAGUGACGAUGUGACAGAGAGUCUCCAGUAAAAAAAACAAAAUGCUGAACUCAAACUCAAAACAGUACGGGACUAGCACUCAAGUGCUAACGGAGGCCAACUAAUGGAUUGCGAAGCACACUACUAAGUAAAUUACUCAGGCUCUACAAAACAUAGAGCUUAGUAAAAAGUACAUGGCAGCUUCAGUGUCAGAAAAGACUAGGUCAGGCGUACAUUAGGUGUAGGUGGAGGCACAAAAGCACAAGAGUAGUACAUAUAUGAUUUGUUGGUUGGUAGCGCUGAGAAAAAAGCUGUAAUAAAAUAUGCAACUUCAGAGAACACAGUGGCAUUCUCACAUUCUCUCAGGUUAGUACCUAAACUGUGGCACACUAUUGGUUUUGCAUUGUAGACAGCAGUUAAUGUGAUCUGU